Molecule: messenger RNA, 567 nt
Organism: Pichia kudriavzevii
Lineage: Eukaryota; Fungi; Ascomycota; Pichiomycetes; Pichiales; Pichiaceae
Exons: 1
Coding region: 1-567 (188 amino acids)
Biological process (GO): N-terminal peptidyl-methionine acetylation
Cellular component (GO): NatC complex
Molecular function (GO): protein-N-terminal amino-acid acetyltransferase activity
Source: RefSeq, a predicted model, not a curated record
AUGGUUUCCUUGGAUGACAUAGAUAUUAGAAGUGUAUGUUUAGAUGCUUCCAAGAGACCGAGAGAAGCGAUAGACAAGGAGAUAUCUGAUGUUGAGGCUAUCACAAACAAAUAUUUGAGUGAACCUUACUCAAUAUAUGUAUAUCGAUUUUUCAUCAACAACUGGCCAGACUUGACGCUGCUAGCCAUGCACCAGGAUCGAAUGGUGGGAAAUAUCAUUUGCAAAGUGGAGCCACAUAGAAACGUACGGAUCCGAGGUUAUAUUGGCAUGUUGUCAGUGGAACAUGAAUACAGGGGAUUAGGUAUCGCCAAGAAGUUAAUUGAAGAUGCCAUUAAUUUGAUGAUUGAAAAAUACAAAUGUGAUGAAAUUACGUUGGAAACAGAAGUAAUUAACAAGAAGGCACUGAGGCUAUAUGAAGACUAUGGAUUUAUCCGGAUCAAAAGAUUAUACAGAUAUUACAUGAACCGGCAUGAUGCGUACAGACUGGUGCUUCCUAUUACUGAAAGAUCAACCGUUUGUUCUUCACAACUACUUCCGUUGGAGAAUCUAGUUGAAACAAAGUAUUAA